UCUAGGAAACAUCUACUCAGAGAUGCGCGAAUGCCUGAUUAUCCUGAGCAUCCUAGUCUCCAGUAGUGUGGCCAUAGCCAAGGAUCACUCGAACAAAACUCAUCACUGCUGCAAAGCUGUUCAAAAUGACAAGGGUAGCGGAAACGUGACAAAAAUAGGCCACUUCGCUCCAAAAGGCAUGCCAGAAAGGGCCAGGCGUUCAGUCAGUGGAGAUCGCGACCCUCGUGCAAAUUUAGCAAAGGCUCUCUUGGAUACCAGUUCCAAGGAAUUUCUACCAGCUAGGGGUCGGCGGGCAAACUUUGGAGAGCUCCGAGGUUUGAACUCUGCCGAGAACCCAUUUUGGGCCGCCAGGGGCCGGCGAGACUUUGAAUCAUCCAAAGAGGACCCAUUUUGGGCAGCUAGGGGUAAAAAACUGUUGGAAAAUUCAAUCGAGAAGGACGACCCAUUUUGGGCCGCUCGUGGAAAAAAGCUGCUAGAAAAUUCGAUUGAGAAAGACGAUCCCUUCUGGGCAGCCAGAGGAAAGAAGCUGCUUGAAGCCUCCGCCGAAGACCCUUUCUGGGCCGCGAGAGGCAAAAAGCUGCUCAAGUCAUCUUCCGCGGAGGAUCCGUUCUGGGCCGCCAGAGGCAAAAAGCUGCUGCUUGAAGCGUCUGCCGAAAACCCUUUCUGGGCAGCCAGGGGGAAAAAGUUGCUACUCGAUUCCUCGGCCGAAGACCCGUUUUGGGCUGCCAGGGGGAAAAAACUGAUCGAGUCGGCCGAGGACCCUUUCUACGCAGCUCGCGGCCGGCGCAUGGAGAAAAGCAAGGAGGCCUCUGGGUCCAAGGAAAACCCUUUCUGGGCCGCGAGGGGCAAAAGAGAAGACCCAAAGGUAAUGGACGGCUCAAGAGAAGUGGGAGUUUUGAAGCCGAGAGCAAACAGACAGCCUGGUGAGGAGUUUUGGCCGGCGAGGGGCAAAAGACCCACUCUGCCCUCGAACGUCAACAGCUUUCAGCACGUGUGGACGUACCCUGGAAGACUGGAGGAAGCCGUCAGCGACGACGACGUCGGCUUUUGGACCAGGUUUUUCGGUCUCGACGACGAGGACAGCAACGCGUCUGACGUGGUGGCGCAGAUCCUCGGCAUCAGGACCAACACGCAGAAGAUUAAAAAGCAAAUGGGCAGAAACGCCCCCGCUGUCAACCCUUGGUACUCAACCGACUUUUGGGCCACCAGGGGAUGAGCAGUUGCUUGACGAGGCAUGUUAUUCAAUUACGGGCUGCUGGACGAUAUCAUGCACAUGUUGUCACUGAAUGCUGAUGAGCUUGGAAAUCAAUAAAACAAAAA
Molecule: messenger RNA, 1320 nt
Organism: Neocloeon triangulifer
Lineage: Eukaryota; Metazoa; Arthropoda; Insecta; Ephemeroptera; Baetidae
Gene: natalisin
Exons: 4
Coding region: 23-1216 (397 amino acids)
Source: RefSeq, a predicted model, not a curated record